Messenger RNA from Armigeres subalbatus, 5777 nucleotides. Its product is annotated as toll-like receptor Tollo. Gene Ontology annotation, molecular function: protein binding. The transcript has 16 exons. Lineage: Eukaryota; Metazoa; Arthropoda; Insecta; Diptera; Culicidae. The record is from RefSeq and is a predicted model, not a curated record. Bases 2023 to 3858 code for a protein of 611 amino acids.
GCUCAGUUUACUUUUGACCACGAUCGGAUCCGGAUGCGUUUCGGUUUUGCGCGCGCUAUCGUUCGGUACUGUGGACGUCGUUGUCGCUAUUGUUGUGAGUCCUGAUGGUGCGCGUGAUUUUGGGUUGGGAACGUAAUUGUCACGAUAUUUGCGAUUGGCAUUCGAGGUGGAUCUCGGAUAUUUGUUCGCGUAAUUUACAGAGCGAAGAAAAGUGGAAUAAAUACUGUGCAGCCUGCGGCUGAAACCUAAUUGAAUUAAAUGGGGUAUCGUGGUUUCCUUUUAUGAAACUUGGAGGCAGGUGACCGUUCCGAUUGAAAACUGACACCAGCUGUCUGCAUUCGAACCUAACCCGUGUUGGAUGAAAUUGGUGACCAAAAAUAAAAUAUAAACGAGGAAAACGCAUCGACAAAAAAACAGAAGGAUCGCGUGAAGCAAAGUGCAAAGAUACCUCCCCCGCUUCCUAACGAAGUUCCAGCAAACAGUUGUCGGUUUGUAAUUCGAUAAUUGCUGAUCGGAUUAUCGAGGGUCGUCGGUGGUGAUCCCGAAGAAGGAAGCGGCGAUACACAUCGCUGGCUGCUGUCGGCACAGUGUACGAUAUUUGCGGUGGGGAAGUGCUCUGAAGCGAAAUCAAUGCUGGAGAUUUUAAAAGGAUAAUUAUACGGCGCACAGGCUGACAAAGAAGAAAAUCUGAAUCGAAACUCGCUGGAGGUCGGUGUCCUGUUCGGUAGUGGCUGUUGAGUGAUUGAAAAAUAUGUGAAAUAUUAUACCACCCUCGGAUUGUGACCCGUUUAUAUGUGAGGAAGAAGGUGAUUGUAAUCGGAGUGACAAGUGAGAGGUUGGUCGUGCAUCGAGUUUUAAACGAUUUUUUAUUGAAAGUUAUUGAAGAAGUGUGAUAUAGACACAAUACGUGUGUAACAGGCGCUUGGAAUACUGGUGGUUUAACAAGGUACGAGAGGCGCUGAAACCAUGUUAGGUCGAUAAAAAAAGCAAACAAAAAGUUUCAGAAAAUAAGUUGGACAUCACAAUACUGGAAACGUAUGUUCACACACUACGUUCAAUUGGUCGCCACGAAACAUUGCCAACGAAGUGAAGCCACACGCAACUAAGCAAUCAAAUCAGCUGGAAACCACCACCGCAUUCCACUAAUUCCGACGCAACCUCACUGCCCAAUCAACGUUUUUGCAAAAUCGAAUUCACAAGACCAUCAUCGCGGCCCAAUUUGCACCCUGCCUGAGCACCACUCAGAGUCAAAGAUCGGCACAGGAAUAGCACUCAACAAACACGAAAUAACUCCAUUAAUUAAGAGAUACACAUGCAUGCUAAUAGUGGGCGGUAAACGAGGCGGAAGUGUAUUUCGCGCAAAGUGACCGAGUGACCGAGCUCCCGUUGCCCACUGCAGUGCCGGAAAAGUCGCAGCCAGACAGCCAUCAUCCGCAGCAACGUGAAAACAAUUGUGCCCCUGCUGGCGACUUCCGGGGCGUUGUAGCAAUCAGCGAAUUUUCCACCUGCCCGACCAACAGCGGGAGCAAAAUAAUUACUCCCCAGCCGCAGGCACUAAGUAAGUGCACAAAUCACCGCCACCCACCAAAGUUCAAUCGGGGGAGUGCACUUUACAUCACUGCCGCAGCAUCCUUCAUGUACGGAAACCACGCGGACUGCUAACUAGGCCAAAACCGGGAGCACGUGAACUGCAGAACGGCGCAUUCCAGCGUGGAGUAGCAUUUCUAACGCGGCUUGAUUUCGGGUCGCACGGACGGACGGUCGGUUGCCCUUGGUCCCUGAAUAUCGGUAUCGGUUGCGAAACACGUGUGAGUUAAAUGCGCGCGGGCGAAGGCUGUGGUGAAUGGGCGACCACCAGGCAAGGCAGCUGAAAUCGGCAGUAAUUGAUUACGACGAGUAUCAAUGUUGGUGGAAAUUUGCGUGCAACAACAGCGGCGUCGGUCUAAUUAGUGAAGCCAGGGAGGAGUUUAUGCAUGGUGUGGGAAAAGAAGACUUGAGUAGCAGUCAUUAGUAAUUAGCAAAAUGAACACAUCAAUUGCUCGGACGGGAAGCAGCACAAUCACUGCCAUCCUGCUGGCACUGCUGCUAGCGGGGGUGCAGAUCACUUCAAGCCAGCUGCAGAAACGGUGCCCAAUCGACUGCGAGUGUAACUUAGAUCAAAGGGGCCUGUACCAGACGGUUUGCAGUAGAGUACAAUGGCGAACGGUUCCGGUGCACGACUUCGACAAAGAAGUGGAAGUGAUCCUGAUUCGGGGAUCGAAAAACUCGCUCACCAUCGGUCCGAUGUUCCAGUCGCUGUCAAAGCUGGAGGCGUUAAAAAUAAACAACGCCAACGUGCCGGCCAUCGGAAUGAAUUCUUUCUGGGGUCUGGUCAAGCUACGCACCCUGGACCUGUCGCGGAACAACAUCACCCAAAUCAUUGUCGAUAACUUCCGAGGGCAGGAUAAUCUGCUGGAGCUGGAUUUGUCGAAGAACCGGAUGGAGCGGAUAGCGAGUGGGACGUUCGGGCAUUUGAAGAGCCUAAAAUCGCUAAACCUGGCGGACAAUUCCAUCGACGAGCUGAACGCACGCCUCUUCCUCCACUUGGCAAAGCUGAAGCACCUGGAUCUGAGCCGGAAUCCCAUUGACGACCUACCGCCGGAGGUGUUCAAGGACGUUCAGGAAUUGAAAGUGCUGAAGGUUCGUGGCUGUCAUCUGUUGAACGUGAACCCGCAGGUUUAUAAUAUGCUGACGCACCUCACCGAGCUGGAUUUGGGCCAAAAUCAGUUUACCUAUUUCGUUCGCACGGAAUUCAAGGAUCUGAAACGCCUGCGAGUCCUCCGGUUGGACGGCAAUCAGCUAUCAGUGGUGGUCGACAAUCUAUUCGAGUAUCAGAAAAGUCUCAACUUUUUAGACCUUUCGUCCAACCGGUUGGCCAAAAUCUCGGAGAAAGCUUUCGAGAAUUUAUCGAACCUCACAUAUCUGGACGUAUCGUACAAUAAAUUAUCACGCAUCGAGCCGGAAUGCCUGGAACCGGUGGCAGCCAAUUUGCACACGUUCAACAUCAGCGGCAACCUGCAGCUGGACCUCAUGGAGGUGUAUCCCACCUUCCAGGUCAUCCAGAACAUAUCGACACUGGCGGUAGCUGACAUGGGUCCACUUCCGUUGAAGUUAUUUACGCCGUUCAAGCAGCUGUGGAGCCUAAAUUUAUCCGGAAAUCACAUUGACAACAUUACACUGCAGAUCAUACAACCGUUGGCGCAUUUGAGGCUUUUGGAUCUAUCACGCAAUCAGCUAUCCGGGGUGGAGGACCGUUACGCUGCACAGUUGGCCCGUAUCGACGACUUGCGAAUGGACAAUAAUCCCCUGAUAUGCGAUCGGUGCCACAUGGGAGCACUCAUCGACAUGGCCUCUGAGCUGUCAUGGCCGGAAAAACCGGUGUGCUUUUUGCCGGAGCGUUUAAGGGGCAUUCCGAUUGACGAUCUGCAGCCGGAUAGCGUGGAGAUAUGCAUGGAGGUAAUUGUUGACGAGGACCAUGAUGCGGCCAGCACGUCGCACAACUUUUUGGAGCAAGCUGGCAGUGCCAGUGUGCUUGCGUUUUGCGGUUUGAUGCUGUUCAUCGUUCUGGCAAUUAUUGUGGUUUCGACGGCCAUCUGCUUCUCACGACAUCGAGCGCGAUAUUACACUCAUGAAGAAAAGCGAGACACCAUGAUGGAGAAGAACGGCACCGAAACAUCAAUCCUGACGGCGGCCGGCAGUGAAAUCAAUUUCAAAUUCCCCUACACGGACCGGGUGUGCACCAUCGACGAAAUAUGCAUCCCACCGCCCCCGCCGCCACCGGGCAAGCCGCCCGCUAACGUCAUCGAGCGGUUCGAUUAACGAACGGAGCAGCCGACUACAUCCUCUGCCGAUGAUGGCGCUUCCACCGACGACGGUGACGGGUGCUGUGCUGGCGAGGGCCCAUCCGGAGCCAUCAGCACCAGCACCAUCGCCACCACCAGCACCACGGUGGCCAUCAUCGGGGACGACUCGGCAUCGAUCUCGGGCAUGGGAACCUCGUCCAGUGCCAUCACGACCAGCAGCAGUUUGGGCGGUAGCAGUACUUCGGGGGGUGGAUCAACCGCGACAGGCCAAGGACGCACUGGAGCUGCUGUUCCACUUCGUGGUAUUUUAAGGAAAAGCAAAGAUGUGUUUUAGGGUUAAGGAGCGUCAGCGGGCCGAGAGACGGGGUCACAAGCUGGACUGUAAAUAUAGUCUGUAAGAUUUUGUAUUUAUGCAUCAAUUUCGUAGUGGGUAAGCGAAAGUGUGAGAAUGAAGACGUUCGAGUUUUUCUGAGAGAGAGACCAUGCGUCUCCAUUACGGAGCUUGUAAAUAUGAAAUGGAAAGAUAAGUCUGUGAAAUUGUAUUUUUUAUGUUUUCCACUUAUUUAUUCGAAUGUUUUUAUUUAAUUCGAUUACUUGAUAGAUAUAUUAACAUAAAGGCGUAUUACGAUCUAUGCCAGGUAAUUUUCCAUGUCUCCUACUUCACUGAAGUCAAGUCGAAUACAAGUCAUCUUUACUUUCAAGUUGUGACCGAAAUAUGCUCAUACUGCCGUGAAUCGCAUAUUUAUCCCAAAUGAAUAGAAAAUCCAGCAAUGAUGGGUCAGAUAUGCGAUUCACGACAGUAUAAAAGAUUAUGAUUUAAGGUACUUAUCGAGUGAUGAUCAUGAAUAAAAUAAUAUACACACGUCGCUCAAGACUGUGUUACAAUAAUUUCACGAUAUCAAUUUUGGUAGUACGCGAGAGUGAACUUCUUUAACUUCGAUGUUCAAACAUGGCAUAUCUCACGGAGUAAGUGCCGUCAAUUAAGCUUGACCUUAUCAGAAUCAUUAAUCAUAAUUUUAAUUAUAUUCUAAGAAAACCCCCAAAUGUAAGCGAGAAUAUCAAAUAUCUCUGCAGAGACGCAUGGUCAAUUGAGUUUAAUUUAAGAACGGAUCCCAUCCGAAGGAUCCCCAUCCCUUCCCAGUGAAUCUCGGCAAAUUAACUGUAAUUAGUCACUAAUGAGUGUUUUGUCGACACCACCAUCACAGCCAGAAUGACAAAUGAUUUCUUAAGUGAGACAACUUGUAAAUAUAGGAACAUGCAAGCGAAAACCGGAAGAGGAACCACACCAGGCAGCGUAAGGAUCAAAAAGAGAAAACAGAUUUACCCAAACUUCUUAGCAACAUCAAAACCGGACGGAAACCGUUUUUAGUACCUACCAAUCCCAUAAUUGAGGGGAAACAUCGUCUCAUUUCCUCGACAUCCAUCACCCUUCCCUUCCCGAUAAAAAAAAACACAAAACGGAUUUAGUGUUCUUAGUCCCGCGUAGUAAAGCUGUGGAAUGUGAAAAUGUUUAUCUUUUGCACAACAGCUAGGAACUGGAACAGAUGGGACGGCAGCUCCUUUGUAACCGGUCGUCAGUAAUGAUGAGCGAAUGAGAGUGCAAAAUCUUAAUGUGCGAAUUAGGGGCGGGGAAAGCGCUUUAAAGCGAUAAACUAUGAAGGCACAACCGCAAGAUUAAUGAAUCAUCAUCACCAUUGAGGUAGCAGCGGUACUUCAGUGGCAGACCACGGAAAACGUUUUCAAGGGAAUUGGAAUUCAUAUUCAUUAGUGUAUGACUGCUAGUGGAUUGUGGAAGUAAGAGUGAAUGUAUUGACGUAGAUAGUAGAAAGAGUUUAUUAUAUCAGAGCGAUUGGAGUCAUGAGUUUGCCCGGAUUAGAGUUACUCGUUCAUUCUGUACUUUUUGAACGUAUCAAAUAAAAAGGAUUUUUGUAUGAA